CGGUUACCAGCUCUGCCAUGGCGGCGUUCAAAGGUGGAGAGCAGCAGAACUGCACAGAAAGCCAGGAAUCCGGAGCUGCAGAUGGAGGACUUGGGCAGAGACGCUCUAAACAAUAUACCAGGACCCUCAAACCUCCCAAGAUGGUAGACGGCAGAUUUGAGGAAGAGAAGGCUCAAAAUGGCAACCGGAGGGGAACCCCUGAGGACUUGCGCAUGCCGUUCAUGCAUCAGGGAAGCCCACGGAGAGAUGAGUGCAUUCCACACCUGGAAAAGGCCACAGGUGGACUGGCCAGCCCCGCCGCUUCCCCGGCUGUGGCCGUAGCACCGAAGCCAUAUGAAUGCGAGGAGUGCGGCGAUCAGUUCCGCUUAAAAGGGCUGCUUCGUAUCCACCAGAUGGUCGCCUUGCGGAAGCUGUCUCUUCCUUGCCCGGCGUGUGGCAUUUGCUUUCGCAGCUGCUGGCAUCUGUGGAGGCAUGAGGGGAUCCACAAGCGGGCACAUGCAGACUCUGGGGGAGCUGAUUGCCUGGACGUGUGCCGGGGGGCCGCAGCAGAAGAGAGGUCACAUUUGUGUGCAGACUGUGGGGAGAGCUUCUGCGGGUAUCUCGACUUCCUGCAGCACCAGAAAAGCCACGAGGAGGUGAAGGUCUGGCCAUGCGCACAGUGCGAUGCCGCUUUUACGUACCGGAGCGAGCUUGCGAUGCAUGAAGAAAGCCACUUCGAUGAAGCGUCGCGCGUGCCUUCUCCGUGCGGGGAGAACUGCGUCUGCAGGUUUUCCUUCCUGCUCCAUUUGGCAUCUCAGCUCGAGAAGAGCACCGAGGGCAAUGGGAUGGAUGCGCCGGAAGACGAAAAGCCGCCCUGGGUAGGCGAGAUCAAGCGGGUCAAGCCCUAUUCGUGCCAUCAGUGUGGGCAGGAGUUCCGAUUAGAAGAGAAUCUGGAGGUCCAUUACCGGUAUUGCCAUAAGGAGCGGCUGCAGAAAUACAGAUAUAGGGAGAAAAAACCAGGACACCAAAAGGAUGAUAAGAAACGGGUGCGGAACAGAUCGGUUCCCAAGGCAGGCAGGAGCUGCUCUAGCACUCCAUUGCAAACGUCUUCUGCUAGGUGGGCUUGCUCCCAUUGCGGGAAGACUUUCACCAGUAGGUACGGCCUCUUCAAACAUCAGCAGAGGCACAAAGAAGAGGCGCGCCAGAGUGCUGCAAAGCUCGACAAAAGCGUGAGGCACAAAGAGGAGGAGGGCCAGGCUGCCACGAAGCUUGACGAAAGCGUGAGGCACAAAGCGGAGGAGUGCCGGACUGCCACGAAGCUCGAUGGAAGCGUGAGGCACAAAGUGGAGGAGUGCCGGACUGCCACGAAGCUCAACAAAAAUGCGAGCUCCACAAAUGGCUUGGGGGGCCGCGCUCCGAUCAGCAUAACAAAGAAGUUGCAUAAGUGCCAGGAGUGUGGGAAGAAGUUUGUUUUCAAAAGGCAGCUGGUCGCGCACAUGAAAGCCCACCCUGAAGAGAGCAGCAGCCAACGUACUUCCCACGAAGACAGCUACAAAGACCACAUUCAAAUUUCUUCGGGAACGCGGGCACCGAGCCGUUGGCGACAAGGGGACUUCAGUGCGCCGUCUGUCGCUGCAGAACCGAGGAGGCAAGGCGAGGAGGAGCUCUGUCCAUGCGCCCAAUGUGGCAAGAGCUUUACAAAGCGCUACUUUGCUGACCACCAGGCGUGGCACGCCGGGGUGAGGUUCAUGUGCCGUCUGUGCGGGAGUUUGUGCAACUUCAAGAGUGGGGGUUACCGCCACCUCCAGCAACACAGGAAGAGGGGGGAUUUUUCCACCUGUCCCAAAUGCGGGGUUAGAGGUCAGUCCCAGAAUUGCUUCUGCUUGAUAGAGAGGAUUCACCUCGGGCAGAACCCGCUACCGCUUCUGUACAAUCAGGAAGGGGCGAGUCGGCCCACGGAGGGCUAGCGUGGAAGAUGUUUCCCUCCUGCUAGCUAUAAAUGGCGCACCCCCUCAGGAACAACUCCCGAAAAUGCACAUUAGAGAGAUUUUGUGAGAGAGGGAAUGGCUGUGCGGGGGUGGGGACGUUGGCAUGGGGCGGGGCACACAGAUGGGGCUGGUGACGGAAGAUUGGAGGGGAAUACUGAAGGAGGCUGCCCCAGGCCUGGAGGUGGCUACGUGCAAAGCAAAAUACGAGAAUGUUGGGGGGAAAAAACGCAUCCUGAAACCUCCAUGGCUAGGCCCAUUGGCACGUACUGAGCGCAAGCCAGGAGGGGAGGUUGUUCCUCAUGUUUACAGACACUGAAGUGUUACUGCUUUCUACCUUGAAUAAAACUUGGUAAGUUUCAAA
Molecule: messenger RNA, 2328 nt
Organism: Heteronotia binoei (common prickly gecko)
Lineage: Eukaryota; Metazoa; Chordata; Lepidosauria; Squamata; Gekkonidae
Product: zinc finger protein 850-like
Exons: 2
Coding region: 18-1946 (642 amino acids)
Biological process (GO): regulation of transcription by RNA polymerase II
Cellular component (GO): nucleus
Molecular function (GO): DNA-binding transcription factor activity, RNA polymerase II-specific; RNA polymerase II transcription regulatory region sequence-specific DNA binding
Source: RefSeq, a predicted model, not a curated record